Octopus sinensis (East Asian common octopus) is the source of this 2782-nucleotide messenger RNA. RefSeq lists its product as uncharacterized. Bases 24 to 1871 code for a protein of 615 amino acids. The transcript is spliced from 3 exons. NCBI's taxonomy places the organism in Eukaryota, Metazoa, Mollusca, Cephalopoda, Octopoda, Octopodidae. The record is from RefSeq and is a predicted model, not a curated record.
AUUUAUUUAAAGAAAGUACAAAAAUGAACCCGGAAAGUAUAUCUUCAAUUUUCGUGGUUUUGAUUGUCGCAACAUCUAUUCAUCAAGUUUUGUCCCAUGGAAGAUUGAUGGACCCACCAGCAAGAAACAGUAUGUGGAGGUUCGGUUUUCCAAACCCUGUUAACUAUAAUGACAACGAAUUAUAUUGUGGUGGGAAAAUGGUGCAGUGGAGGCAUAAUAAAGGAAAAUGUGGAGUUUGUGGAGAUCCUUGGCAUGGUGUGCGGCAUCACGAAACAGGUGGAAAAUAUGCAAAUGGAAUAAUUUCCCGGAGUUACACAGAGGGAGAUAACAUUAAAGUAGCAGUUCAUCUGACAGCAAACCAUUUGGGCUGGUUUGAAUUUCGCAUUUGCCCCACCGACAACCCUGAAACUGAAGUAACCCAGGCUUGUUUGGAUCAACACCUAUUGUACAGUUCUGAUGGACGCAAUUCCCGGUUUCAUGUAACAAAAGGGAAAAACAGUGUCUUCUUCAAUUUUACAAUAAAACUUCCCAUUGGACUUGUUUGUGAACAAUGUGUUUUUCAAUGGAAAUAUCGAACAGGAAAUACAUGGGACAAAGAUGAUAAAUCUGGAAUAUUCUGCCUUGGUUGUGGUCCCCAGGAAGAAUUUUACAAUUGUGCUGACAUCACAAUCGAACCACUUUCUGACCAAAACGAUUACUCUUCCAUAUCUCGAAGGAAAGUAAAUAGUGAAACUAUAGAUGGGAAGGCCACUGUUGGAGUGAAAAUAACCUCAGAAACAAUACCAACUUUUAGACCAACAACAUCGGCUACAGAAUUAAAACAACAAAAAGGAAAUGUGAAAACACGCAAAAUUAAUUUAUUUGAUUGGGUUAAUCAACUAUCUCUUAAGAAUGGAAAAAAUCAAUAUCUCUUGAACAAAGAUGUGGAACAAAAGAAUGCUGACAAAAUUAAAAAAAUUUUUAGGUACAAUUCUAAAAUAACACAAUCUACUAUAGCAUCACCAACUGAGAGAUCAAUUCCCAAACUAACCAAUCUUGCUGUACCACCAAGCAGAAACUCUCACAGGAAUACCAGAUUGAAAACAAGUAAACCACGUGCUGACAUGUCAGCUGAAAAAAUUUAUUCCAGAAAUAGAAAAUUGAUUGAGACAACAGUCUCUAUACCAACUGUGAUAUUACCAAAAAAAUCUUUUAAAAUGUUUACAAACCGAGUUCCUUCGCGGCAAAAUUGGUUUGUCAGAGAUCAUAAAAUGACUACUCAAAGAUCUCCUGUUGCAAUGGCAACGCCAAAAGCUUCGUUACCUUCCAAGCCAUGUCAUAAGCCAAAGACUGUGAGGAACCAAGUAAAUAAGGUAUCUCAAAUUGUUGCUUCACCUGUUGGACGGUUUAACUUAGGUUGGUGGGGUGAACAUUAUUUCAAAGCCCCAGCUACUUCAAGAAUUCCAGCAACAUGGCCUAUAAAGCCAGUUUUGAAAUGCCGUGCGAUUAUACUUUUAUCUGGUGGAAUGGAUGACUGGUGUUUUGUAAAUUGUAAUGCUAACUACUGUCCAUCAAACUUGUGUCAAUGCCGACGAGAAUUAAGUUAUGCUCCUGUCUAUACAUCCAGUAACGACCAUGUGGCGGAUCAAAGUUUAUCAUCACAUGUAGCAGAUGAUAUUCAACAACCAAUACAUUUGCCAUUAACCAAUCAAUUGCCAAGCCUGUCAUCUCAAACAAAUGUGGCCCCCCCUCUUCGCAACUCACAAUAUUCUCCAGUUGUGAACCGAUGUAAAGCAAUUGGCCUCCAUGCAGGAAAUGUUCACUUUGACCAAUGGUGCAAUCGUAACUGCUUCUCCUUUUGGUGUCCAUCAUCCCUUUGUCAUUGUAGAUAACUCUAAAAUAUUUUUGUUUGAUUGUUUUUCAAGACAUUCCAGUUGCUAUGUGUAUAUUUUUGUAUGUAUUUAUAAAUUUUAUAUAAAUUUUUCCAAUGACAAUUGCAACUUGCUCAUAAACAAUAUGCUGGAGCAAAGCAACAAGACAUUGUAAUAUUUGUUCAGCAUUCAACAGACACACUGUGGAGAAUAAGUGAUUGGAAACCAACUUUAUAGUUUUGGAAAGUUUUUUUUUUAUUUUGAUUAGACAAAAAGUCAGUCAUCAAAGAAUUUGAAACUAAACUGAAGCCAGUAUAUUACUGGUAUUCAUCACCUAGUAAUAUAAAAAGCAAAAUCAGUUGUGAGAGGAUAUGAACUCAGAUACAUAUCAUCUCAAACUAUAUACUGUAAAAGAUCAAGUCUGGUGCUCCACCAUUCGUACAAUGAUGGAUCAGUUUUGACAAUGAACAUUCAAUUGCUCAGUCAAUUGAACUCUUUAAAUUAACAAAUAGUUGGAUAUUCCAUAGACAUGGGUACCCUGAACAUAUAUUCUCAGGCCAAAUCAGCAUUACACUGUACGUAACAAGGCUGGACUUUUGAAAUACAGGGGUAAAAUCCAUUAACUGGACUUCUACAUAAUUUCAGUCUACUCCGUUUCACUCACAGGACAUCACACUAUGGGACUGAACCAAGGAUACUGGGAUUGCAAAGCGAACUUCUUAAACCAUUUGACCUUGCCUGAACCCAUAAUAAACAAUAUCUACAACAACAAUGACUCCUUACUUAAGUACAAAGCCAGCGGUUUUGAAGGGUUGAGAUUGUAGUAUAUGCCAUUGGCUUCAGUGCUUCACUGGCACUGUUUUUAUCAACCUUGGAGCAAUGAAAGAUAAAACUGACACCAGUGGAAUUUGAACUUAGAACAUAAAGAGUCA